Colletotrichum karsti is the source of this 2349-nucleotide messenger RNA. RefSeq lists its product as uncharacterized. Bases 1 to 2349 code for a protein of 782 amino acids. The record is from RefSeq and is a predicted model, not a curated record. The transcript has 2 exons. Lineage: Eukaryota; Fungi; Ascomycota; Sordariomycetes; Glomerellales; Glomerellaceae.
AUGCAUUUCGACACCGGUGACGGUGCUCGGCCUACACCUCAGGAUGAGGAGAACUACUGGCAUACCUUACGCAAGGCCGACGAAUGCGAAGAGGACCACUACAACGGCGAAUUCAUGCGCACGACUGCUGAUUUUCGUGAUCGCUUAGCCGCAUUGGACAUGCAAAAGAGGGAGCUGGAGCAGCGUGUCCUCGAAGUUCAUCAAGCGAUUGCUAGAGAGCAUGCGGGCUUAGAAAGGGUCACUUGCAAAUUUCAUGACGCCCGCCGCGUGCGCUACUUGGAAAGAGAGGCCAAGAUCCAAAGGACUCACGCUUGGUUCAACGCCAUUCACAAGAGGGACGACGAGAAUCGAGUCAGGAUCGCGGCUGCUGCACUCGCUGCUCCUCGACACCAUGUCGAACCUGCCGGCCCUCCACAACCCAGUGGCGUGGUCAAUGGAGAAGAGACCAAUGGUGUGAACACCAAUGGAGAGCCACAUGGCGAAAGCCAUACGCCACCGCCGACCUUGGAGCCGGUGACGAUGAUCAUGGACGCUUCUAACAAACGGAUCGGGCCUGUUCAUCGGAUUCCCUUCGUCGGAAAUAUUGCAGCCGCGCUGAACAAACCUGCCAAGCGCGCAGUACAGCUGCGUCCUGGUGUAUCGAUGACCGAACAUGACCUGCAGAGGCUCCACGACAACCAGGACCGAUGGGCGUCCAUCAUGAUGCAGGCUGUUGGCAACAUCCAAACCGAGGCAGGCCAAUGCAGCCUCUGCUCCCGAGGAGAAGGGCCCUUUGCGUACUGUGUCAUUGUCGAAGGGCUUGGAGCUUGCGGCAACUGCCACUGGGAGAGAAAGAAGACUGGCAGCUGCUCUAGCACUGUACAGCCAGCGGAGUCUUUUGCAUCCACCAUGUCUUCGGCAACACCACUCGCACAAGCUACCGGCGUUCGAGAUGAGGACUUGACGAACGGCACGGCCACUCCUGUGUCUCUCAGUCGCCCGGUUUCCCGGGACAAGAGUGUUGGACCUUCCUCGACCAUCGCCGACGAUGUAUGGGACCAAGAUCUCAAGCCCAUCACGCGGGAGAGCCUCAUUUUGAAGCACGACGGCAAGAUCUACACGCAUCCUGAAUGCAUGGAAGGCGUGCCUGUUGAGAAGAUUGACAAAACUCAUCCCUACUGGGACCCUUCUUGGGAGGAGAUUGCGCCGGAAGUUCAACGUUCGUUGGAAUCUUGGCAGACAAAACUUGACACUGCUUUACGCAGUGGGCAGAUGAAUAUGAAGUUUCAGCUCGGCCGACAAGUCAAUCGAGGCAACCGCAUCAUGGACUUCUUGGCCAUGGGGGAGUUUCACCCAUACCAGCUGGUGUCGAAAAAGUACAUGACGACGAAAGUGGCAAGUUACGACACCGUCUUUCGUCUGGCCGACACCAUAAGCACCUUGAAGAAGUGUGAAACACUCGACAUAACCCCGGCGGAAUGGCUUCGCCAGCGUCUGCACGAGAUCAUCAUCGACAACGGUGCAAACUUCAACCUGGGCAAGACGAUUCACGACUUUUACCACGAUCCAAAGUACCAGGCUCUACGGACCGCGAACGGUAUCAAAAGCAUUGGUCGGCCCUCUGGAGUGAAGAGGAUUCCGAAAGACUCGCCACAAUCGGCCAAGACAACUCCAAACGCCAAGAAACGCAGGAUGUUUGUCAGCGAGGAAACCCCUGUCUACUCGCAACAGCGACCGAUUGCACCUACGCCGACGCCGACGCUGCCUCACAUGGACGACUCGGAACGUAGUGCACCACCGACGCCGGAUCUUGCGAGGGCCACGAAGAAGCUCAAGAGUCGUCACGGCCCGAGCAAAGAUCCAGACCUUGCCUACGAGGGUUUCACUGACACCGACGAAUUCAGUGGUGACAUAAUCGGCAAGCAUGACUGGCAACUGAACAGGAUCAAAUCACGCCUGUAUACGGUGGGCACUGGUGUAACUCAGUACUGGCAUUGGAUUCCCACCGGUGGGGAGACGCUCUUCGAGCAUCAAGUACUUGCGGAAGGGGAAGGCGCAGCCUGGGGCAUUUACAGGAGGUCGAUUAACUUCCACUUGGAUCUGCAUGACAUCCAGGAGUUGAGGUUUUCGCCCGACACGGGCAAGGUUUUCGUCUCGUGUAAGCCCGACGUCGUGAUAUCGGAAGACGACAAACCUCGUGGAGACCUCAUCGCUGAGUUCAAGCGACCGCGAACGAAAAAGCGUUUCCUAGCCUUCUGUCGCAAGAAGAACGUGACGAUAACGAAAAUCGACGCGGACAUUAUCGAGAGGGCUUGGGAUGAAUAUGAGUCGCCCGACGUCCCUGCUAUGGGCAUCUCGGAUAUUUCUUAA